Stegostoma tigrinum is the source of this 2073-nucleotide messenger RNA. RefSeq names its product RDS/peripherin-like protein xRDS35. NCBI's taxonomy places the organism in Eukaryota, Metazoa, Chordata, Chondrichthyes, Orectolobiformes, Stegostomatidae. The transcript has 3 exons. Gene Ontology annotation, biological process: visual perception. Gene Ontology annotation, cellular component: membrane. The coding region runs from base 198 to 1238 and encodes 346 amino acids. The record is from RefSeq and is a predicted model, not a curated record.
GCUUUUCUCUCGAUUUGCCCUCAUCUCUGUGCAGUGAGCUAUCCAGCUCCACAAUGGAUGAACAGGUUAGUACUCCCACACUCAAGCCUAUCUGAUUGGGCUGCAUUGUGAAUCUCCCCGGUCCCAGCAGCGCUCCCCUCUCUGUGCAGUGAAAGAGAGAGUGUGGCACACGGUUUGUGUGAGAAACCAGCACAGACAUGGUCCUGCUCAAAGUGAAAUUCACCUUUCAAAAACGCGUACACUUGGCACAAACUCUAUGGAUGCUCUGCUGGUUUUCGGUCCUGACUGGAAUCUUGACUUUCGCUUUGGGAAUCUACCUCAAAUGUGAGCUGAAGAGACGGAAUGAGGUGAUGGACAAUACUGACAUCCACCUUGUCCCCAACACCCUGAUUGCUGUGGGCCUCCUGUCGAUGCUCCUUAACUUCAUCGGGGUGAGGAUCUGCAGUGACUCGCUGCACCUGGCCAAGUUUCCUCGGUGGAAGGGUUACAUAGAGCCCUACCUCGUCUUCUCUUUCCUCUUCACCUUCCUCAUGCUGUUUGCUUCGCUGCUGAGCUACUUCAUGAGAGGGAACCUGGACACAUCGCUGAAGAUUGGCCUGAGAAACGGAAUCCGUUUCUACAAGGACACAGACACCCCAGGAAGGUGCUAUCAGAAGAGGACCAUAGACCACAUCCAGACGGAAUUCCAGUGCUGUGGGAACAACAACUACAAGGACUGGUUUGAGGUGCAGUGGAUCAGUAACCGAUUCCUAGACUUUAACAACAAGGACAUAAGGGAUCACAUUAAGAGCAACGUGGAUGGCAGGUACCUGAUCGAUGGCGUUCCCUUCAGCUGCUGUAACCCAAACUCUCCCCGGCCCUGUAUUCAGCGUCAGAUCACCAACAACUCCGCACAUUUCAACUACGAGUUUCAGACGGAGGAACUGAACUUGUGGAUGACAGGUUGUCGAGAGGCUCUGCUCAGUUACUACACAGGGAUGAUGGCGACCAUUGGGACCAGCGUGCUACUCUGCUAUGUCACACAGCUCGGUGUGUUGACUGGACUGCGUUACCUCAGUAUUGCAACAGAGGCUGUUGUUGGCCAGGAGAACCCUGAGUGUGACUCUGAGGGCUACUUGCUGGAUAAAGGGCCGAUGGAGAUUAUGCGUACUGCUACCAAAGCACUGAAGGACAAGUUCUGCUUUAACCAAGUGCAGACAGAACCAGCAGCAACAGAGAGCAACAAAACUGAAAAAUAGACAUUUCCUAACCCGGAGAGCUACACGCUGGGUAAUGGCCCUUACCCAGGCAACUACUGGCCACAACAGACCUUUAACACUCAAUAUCCUUCUGUUUGAAUCUCAUGCAGUACUGCACUUGUUCUCAGCAUCACCCUGCUUUCUGCUUGGGCACAGGAGAGGGGUUGCACUGAGUGACCUUUAACCCUAGCAGCUCUCUCCUCAGUCUCGAUCGCACUGCUUCAGGCCAAUGCAUAAGGUCCCUCACUUGGUAGAAAUCCUUACCUAGGCUUUAGCAGCUAGCGCCAGGCCUUUCACCAGGUUCAGUUAACAGCACUGUGAUCAGGGACCUGGAUGGCUCCCUCAUUCUGGUUCACCCGUUCCAGGAGCGUAUCUACGCAGGACAUCACAAAAAAACCCUACCAUUGCCCAACUCUGACAUCUUUGUAAAUAGUAAACAGAAUUGCUCAAAGAUGUUGAAGAAAACUCAUAAUGUUUUUGUUAAACCCUUCCCCUCCACCACCCCACACGCACGACCUUUCUCCUGGAUUUCAUUCUCAAUUUUCUCAGUGUCUAAUACCAUCCUCCAGCUGAUGGGAAUCCCUGGAUAUACCGACAGCAAGGACCUGAAGCCUUUCCAAUAAUCAAAGCGCCUGCCUGGCUGACCAAAUGGUAUGACUGAAAUGGCUGCCCUCAACCUGAGGAAGAGGUUGAAAGGAUAAAGAUGGGAUGUUCCCGAGAUUGGGACACUGUGAAAUGUAUACUGUAGUAGUGCUGUGACUGCUGUGCUGUCAAAUGAUAAGAUGUAGCCAUAAAGUGAAUAAGACAAUUCUGAAAUAAAAGUCUGAAAGCAGGA